This is a messenger RNA of Puntigrus tetrazona (Sumatra barb), 1412 nucleotides long. Its product is annotated as SUMO-conjugating enzyme UBC9-like. Gene Ontology annotation, cellular component: nucleus. Bases 427 to 903 code for a protein of 158 amino acids. Gene Ontology annotation, molecular function: SUMO conjugating enzyme activity. Gene Ontology annotation, biological process: protein sumoylation. The transcript has 7 exons. The record is from RefSeq and is a predicted model, not a curated record. Lineage: Eukaryota; Metazoa; Chordata; Actinopteri; Cypriniformes; Cyprinidae.
GUCUCUCAUACGUGCCACGCUUAAAAUGGCCGUUUCAGACGGACGCCUAUAGUCGACUCUGAUAUUGCCUGACGGUCCUGAGAAUAAUAACAAACAAACGCCACUCCAUUCCACCGCCUUCACGGAUAAACGUUAUUUGCCCGUUUCUCCGAUGUUUUAGACCAAAUCUGCAUGUAAUUUUAAGUCUAUUACACGAGCAGCCGAGCAAACUCACUUGGAUUCCGAAAACAAGCGUUCAAAACCAAACGGUUGAAAAUCAAACGCUCGUUUCGGUCGCGAGGUAAUUAUUUUUCUCGCGCGUUUGGCUCUUUUUUUUAAACGUUUCCAGUUUUUAUUCUAGGGUUCGGUUUUUUUUUUCACGGAAACAGUUCGGGAUUUGCUGGAAAGGCAUUUUGAGCAUUUAUUUGAGGGUGGCGCUGUCGAGUCAUGUCUGGAAUUGCUUUGAGUAGACUGUCACAGGAGCGCAAAGCCUGGAGGAAAGACCAUCCUUUUGGUUUUGUGGCUGUGCCGACCAAAAACCCAGAUGGCACCAUGAACCUCAUGAACUGGGAAUGUGCAAUACCAGGAAAAAAGGGGACUCUUUGGGAGGGAGGAUUGUACAAACUGAGAAUGCUUUUCAAGGACGAUUACCCAUCUUCACCACCCAAGUGCAAGUUUGAGCCUCCGAUCUUCCACCCAAACGUCUAUCCUUCGGGUACGGUGUGUCUGUCCAUACUGGAGGAAGAGAAGGAUUGGAGACCAGCCAUCACCAUCAAACAAAUACUGUUGGGCAUCCAGGAGCUCCUGAAUGAGCCUAACAUUCAGGACCCAGCGCAGGCAGAGGCCUAUACGAUAUACUGUCAAAACAGGAUGGACUACGAAAAGCGCGUGAGGGCACAGGCUAAGAGAUUUGCUCCUACAUAGAGAGGCACGUGUACGAUCUUAAUAAAGAAAUUCUUCAGAGAUGCCAUUCUGAUGCUCCAGAAUCCUUCACCACUCAACGAAAACCCCCAAAACCGCAGUCGAGAUUUGUUUAAGCUGGCUUCAGCACAGCACUGAACGAGAACGGGCGCGAAACAAUUCUAAGAUGAAAGCAACAAAGGCAGGUUAACGUUAGCCGCUGAUCACCGACCAGUGUUUUGUAUAGUGAUGGUGAAAUCUUGUUGUUGUUUUUUUUGUUUUUGUUUUUUUUUUGUUUCCGAGGAAAAAAAUGGUUGGUGAUCAGUUGCUAAGAAACAACAUUUACACAGAGCAGAGCUGGUUAAGGUUUCUGUCUAUAUAUAGUAUACAUACAUAUAUAAAAUUCUGUACUUUUAUUUACUUUUUUACGGUUUCAUUAUACUAAAUAAAAUAAGUGUGGCCAUAAUAUAUGUAAUGAGUGUAUGUAUAAUUUGAAAUAAAAUGCUGAAGUGAAAAACGCAGCGUCAGUUUAA